GCACUACAGAUCUAAAUUUCAAUCCGGUUAGUACUUAUGAAUCAUCAGUUCAACGGAAUCAUGACAGAUAUGUUAAAGCCAUUGGUUGAAAAUAUUGGAACAAUGCUAUCUGGCCGAAAACAAUUAGUUAAAGAUGUAAAGUUCAAACAGCAGAGAGAGGAAAACGAUUACAACCGGUUAAUGGAAGAUACUCGAUUGACAGCGAGGCGUAUAUCGGCCGUCGUUAUUGAUUAUGUCGCAGAUGGAUCAGAUAAUAGUUCUACGGAUACAGAAAAAGCCGUGAUCAGAAGUGUAAUGCAGGUAUUAAAGGGCUAUGAACCAACUCUUCAGCAUAUGGCAGAAAAAGUAGAUGUGGAAGAAAGUGAAAUAGAAAAGUCAAUCAAAUCAGUUGCCCAGAAUAUGUUCGAAGAUCACUCCAUCAGCCACGGAAGAUUGGCUACAUUUUUUGCUUUUUGUGGUGUUCUAAGUCGAUAUUACGUAAAUAGUGGAAGGAAAGGACACGUUGAUAGGAUAAAAGAGACUGUAACUGAAUAUACUGAAAAAGAAUUUUGCGAAUGGAUCGUGGAGAAUGGCGGUUGGCAAAAAUUCGAAGAUUACUUCCCCGAUCCUAAUAGCAUUGAAAAAUUUAUAUUCAAGACUGGAAUAUUAUUAUCAGCCAUUAGUUUUGCAACAUUAGCUUUUGCGCAUAUAAUACAUAAGUGAGAGAAGAAAAGGAAAAAGAAGAUUUAAUAUGGUGUUCGUCUCUCAAUGUUUAAAUGCAGGAAAGUUGAGGGGAAAACAUUGGAAAAAAUUAAGGAAACAGACUUUUUCUUUAUGAAACCGGUGGUUAUUAAAGAUAUUCUUUUGUAUAUACAGUAUAACAAGUGUACAGUACUCUUAUAAAUGUUUCUACAAAUAAUACUUUGAAGAUAAUUAGCAUAAGAAAAAUUCAAGUGAGAGAUACAUAACUGAUGAUUAAUUGCUUAAAGAUAAAAAAAAAAAUCAUUCUAUACUUAGUGAUUAAUCUAUUGUUUUUUCAUGAUCUGUAUGGAACUUUUGAAGUUCUUUAUACUCUUUUCUUUUGCAUUUAUAUCUUUACUAGAAAACAAAACAAAAAAGUAAAAAAAAAACAAGAAAAAACUGAAACUAUAUUAUCUUUAAAACAAAUUGUUCAAAGGUUACUAACGUAUCAAUUUCACUACUAAAAUUUACAGGUAAAAAUGUGCUCAUUUUAUCUAUCAUCUCUUCAAAGUAUUUUCAAAAGAAAAAAAAAAAAGAAAAGUCCGAGUCUGUAGAAUUUAAUGUUUUUAUUCGUGUAAAAAAUUGAUAUAUAAAUGAAUUAUUAUAUUUUGUAAUUGAAUUAAAAGAUU
Dimorphilus gyrociliatus is the source of this 1349-nucleotide messenger RNA. NCBI's taxonomy places the organism in Eukaryota, Metazoa, Annelida, Polychaeta, Dinophilidae. The record is from the annotation of a GenBank genome assembly.